This is a messenger RNA of Paramecium pentaurelia, 198 nucleotides long. Lineage: Eukaryota; Ciliophora; Oligohymenophorea; Peniculida; Parameciidae. The record is from the annotation of a GenBank genome assembly.
AUGGGAUGCAUGAAUUCUAAACGUCCAUCAAAAUCUUAACCUAUUCAAUCUGCUCGGAGUUAAAUUUAAAUCUAAUUUUAAAGCCAAGAAGAAGAUCCUUAUGUGAUAAAAAAGAAUCCUAUUUUCUAAAGAAGAGCUUCAUAAAAAUCCAUCAUAAGCCCUUUACAAACUACUUCUUAUGUUCAAAGAAAUAAGUGA